This is a messenger RNA of Durio zibethinus, 3068 nucleotides long. RefSeq names its product sphingoid long-chain bases kinase 1-like. The record is from RefSeq and is a predicted model, not a curated record. NCBI's taxonomy places the organism in Eukaryota, Viridiplantae, Streptophyta, Magnoliopsida, Malvales, Malvaceae. Gene Ontology annotation, biological process: phosphorylation; ceramide metabolic process. Gene Ontology annotation, molecular function: ceramide kinase activity.
UGAAUAAAAUAAAGUAAAAAGAAAAAAAAAAGGUGGGCUCAAAUUUCUUCCUCUUACAAAAAAUGAAAUGAGCCCGAAAAGGCAGCGCUCUUCACCCUAUAGAAUUCAAUCAACGAAUCUGCUUAUCUCCACCUAACUCAUUCCGGCAGCCGUAAGAUCCGCCACCUUAGUCGCCUCCUUCUUCGUUUUCCGCUGAUCUACCAGAUUCGUCGUACGAUUGGCGCUGUGGGUAAACCUUUGAUGACAAUUUGAGCUCCCAUCAUCAUCAUUAUCAUAAUCUGCGGGUCUUCUGCUACAGCUGGCGUGAGAUUAUAAAAAGAAAAAAAGAAAAAGAAAGAUUUUUUUGUAUGUCUCCAUAUGUUUAUUUCUUCUCCGUGAUUGUGAAAUUUGGUGGUGACCAUUACGGAGCAGAAGCGCGUGAUCGGAUAUGCAGAAAAGUGAGAGUCUAUCGAGGAGUAGUAAUAGUCUGUCAGUGAGAGUGUCGUCGUCGUUGUCGCAGUCCCAGCAGCCGUUGAGGCGGCUGAGCUUGUGCUCGCAGACAGCAACUCAGUCUUCCCCAAUUGUGUUCCCAGAGAAACGUACUAAGAAGCUCAAGGCUUCCUCCAAACCUAGCGAAGCUCCUGUCGCGGAUGAUCAGCCUGAUAAAUCCAAGAGGGACGAGCACCGAAUCGAUAUUGGAGGAGGGGAUGAAAAAUCUGAUUUACUUGGUUAUGUGGUUUACUCGGGGAAGCUCAUUUUGGACAAGAGAAAGAAUGUCCCCACUAAUACUAAUUCAGCCGAUGUAGAGCAGAGUUCUUCUACUGAUAUUGCCAGCCAAGAAGCUGUUGCUGCUAAACUCACUAGCAAGGCAUUGGUUUGGGGUUCUCAUGUCUUGCCUCUUGAGGAUGUCAUCUCGGUAUCCUACAAUGUUGGUGUUAGACAUUUCACUGUGCAUUCUUACCCUCUAAAAAAGAGUUCUUGUGGCCUUUCUUGUUUUAUUAAACCGAAGAGAAGUCGAAAGGAUUUUCGUUUCUUGGCUUCUAGUGUAGAAGAGGCAGUUCAAUGGGUUGGUGGGUUUGCAGAUCAGCAGUGUUUCAUCAAUUGUUUGCCUCACCCUUUAGUUUCUUCUAAGAAGCAAGCUUCUUCUGAAUUGUUUCCAAUGGAUACUCCUCCUGAGCUUGUGUUCAGGUGCAAGAAUCCACCUAAAAUGCUUGUUAUAUUGAAUCCAAGGUCAGGUCGUGGUCGUUCAAGUAAAGUUUUCCAUAGCAUUGUGGAACCAAUAUUUAAGCUUGCAGGGUUUAAAUUGGAGGUAGUCAAAACAACAUCUGCCGGCCAUGCUAAAAAGCUGGCAUCUACUGUUGAUAUCAGCACAUGCCCUGAUGGAAUUAUCUGCGUUGGCGGUGAUGGGAUUAUCAAUGAGGUUCUAAAUGGUCUGCUUAGUAGAGACAAUCAAAAGGAAGGAAUUUCUAUACCCAUUGGAAUUAUACCAGCAGGUUCUGACAAUUCACUGGUUUGGACUGUACUUGGAGUUAGAGAUCCAGUCUCUGCUGCAAUUUCUAUUGUGAAGGGAGGUCUUACUGCUACAGAUGUUUUUGCUGUUGAGUGGGUUCAGACUGGUAUUAUUCACUUUGGGAUGACGGUCUCCUAUUAUGGUUUUGUCAGUGAUGUGUUAGAACUUUCUGAGAAAUAUCAGAAACGAUUUGGUCCUCUACGAUAUUUUGUUGCUGGGUUCCUCAAAUUUUUGUGUUUGCCAAAGUACAACUUUGAAGUGGAGUACCUUCCAGCAGCAAAAGAGGAUCAAGACGGUAAAAACUCUACUGAUCAGGGAGUAGUUGACAUGUCAGAACUGUAUACAGACAUUAUGAGGAGGUCAAACACAGACCGCAUUCCCAGAGCCUCUAGUCUAUCUAGUAUUGAUUCGAUAAUGACUCCUAGCCGAAUGUCUGGAGGAGAGAUGGACACAUCUAGUAGCACUCAUGCCAGCACUGAACCAUCUGAGUAUGUGCGGGGCCUUGAUCCUAAGACUAAACGGCUAUCAUCUGGGAGAAGCAAUGUGACAGCUGAGCCGGAAGUUAUUCAUCCUCGGUUACCACUCACUACGACUCCAAACUGGCCAAGGACCAGAACAAAAUCGAGGACAGACAAAGGAUGGAGUGGAUUGACUGCAGCACAUGAUCCUUCUAGAUGUUCUUGGGGUAAUGGUGCAACAAAUGACAGGGAGGAUAUAUCUUCAACAUUGUCUGAUCCAGGUCCAAUCUGGGAUGCUGAACCAAAGUGGGACACUGAGGCUAAUUGGGAUGGGGAAAAUCCAAUUGAGUUACCAGGUCCAUCAGAUGACGCUGAAUCAGGAAUAAAGAAGGAAGUUGUCCCAAGAUUCGAAGAUAAAUGGGUUACAACUAAGGGGCGAUUUCUUGGCAUCAUUGUGUGCAAUCACGCAUGCAGAACUGUGCAGAGUUCUCAGGUGGUGGCUCCAAGAGCUGAACAUGAUGACAACACCAUGGAUAUGCUCUUAGUUCACGGGAGUGGGCGACUGAGGCUGAUGAGAUUUUUCUUGCUGCUACAGAUGGGCAAACACCUUUCACUGCCAUACGUUGAGUAUGUCAAGGUGAAAUCAGUUAAGAUUAAGGCUGUGAAUCACACACACAAUGGUUGUGGCAUUGAUGGUGAGCUUUUCCCCCUCAAUGGACAAGUAGUAUCGUCUUUGCUUCCAGAACAGUGCAGACUGAUCGGUCGCUACCCAGGCCGACAUGUAUAAUGACCUAGAGAUCUGUUUUUUGAAUUUUUGUUUGUCAUAUCUUGGAUGCGAAUGCUUUCUUCCAUACUCGUGGCUGUGGAAUAUGCUGAGUAUCCUUAUACCCAAAAAAACAACUGAUACAUUUUUAAUGUUAACCCUCUUCCCGUUUGUGCCAUUACAUACAAUGAGGGUUCCUGUAAAUGUUUUGUUGGGUUUAUGUAUCUCGUCUGUUUAUUUUCUUUUUUACUCCUCUAUGGGAUGUACGCUUUUCUCUUGUUUGUUUCUGUGCGUGAGCUGCUGGAACAUAUUGAAAACUAACCUCUUUUCCUUUUUUUUUUCCUUUCGAACUUCUUUG